This is a messenger RNA of Cynoglossus semilaevis (tongue sole), 2279 nucleotides long. Its product is annotated as interferon-induced protein with tetratricopeptide repeats 5. Gene Ontology annotation, cellular component: cytosol. Lineage: Eukaryota; Metazoa; Chordata; Actinopteri; Pleuronectiformes; Cynoglossidae. The transcript has 3 exons. The coding region runs from base 202 to 1578 and encodes 458 amino acids. Gene Ontology annotation, molecular function: protein binding. Gene Ontology annotation, biological process: defense response to virus. The record is from RefSeq and is a predicted model, not a curated record.
CUUCAUUUCGCGCCUCUCCCCUGCGCGAACUAUCGUCUCCUGCGCGUCUCGCUUUGCUCUGCCUUUAUAAAGCCUCCUCCCUGGUCGCCACAGAGACCAGUAUCUCUAACAUCAUUGACUGCGACACCGCUGCUGUUGACUUCGUACCAGAGAUUCUGAACCAUAUAUAAACCAACACCAUCAACCGGAGACUCGCCAAAGAUGAGUGCUGCUGAGACUAAAACACUGAAGGCCAAACUUGAGGAUCUGCAGUGUCACUUCACCUGGAAUCUGGAUGCUACAGCGUCCAAACUUUUACGCAUCAGUGAACAUCUGAUAGACAUUGGUUCUGAUGAGGGAAACACUUGGCUGGGUCAAAUUUACAACCUGCUCGGAUACAUUCACUUCAAGCUGGGAAACAAUGACGAAGCCGGGGAGUUCUUCACCAAGUCUGAAGAGGCCUUACUCAAAACAAAGCAAGGCGAUCAGGGUCCUUGGAUGGCGGUGAAUUAUGCUAAUCAGGCUUGGCUACGCCACCACCAAGGGGAAGAAGAGGAGGCGCAGGUUUAUUUGUCAAAAAUCGAUGCCCUGAUGAAAGAAUAUCCAACUCCAUCACAGGAUGAGUUACACCCUGAAAUCUAUGGUGAAAAGGCCUGGACUCUCCUGAAGUUUGGCAAAACACAAAAGGUUUUGGCACUCGACUUAUUCAAGAAAGCCAUUGAAAUAAAACCAGAUGUAGUGGAGUGGCAGAGUAGCUAUUUCAUAGGGUUCACGAACACCCACAAGCACAGCAGGGAAGGGCUACCGGCAGCCAAGAUGGAGGAGAUAAGAGAGGCCAUGGAACAGGAUCCAGAGAACCUGUAUCUCGCUGCUGUGUACCUAAAGGCCCGUGCCGAGAGGGGAGAACACGUCGAAGAGGAAGCACGCGAGUUGGCCACAAAGAUUUUGGGAAAUCCCGUCAGCUGUUACAGUGGGUUAAAAGUUAUCCUUAGGGUAUACAGAACCUACGACCUCAUUGAUGAGGCCAUUGCAUUGGCAGAAGAAGCUCUGGAAAACCAUGCAGAGGAACGUUAUCUAAAAAGAUGCGCCGCUCUCUGCUACCAGUGGAAGCUGAAAUUUUCAAGAAAUGGCCGACCAACGCAGAGGAUGAUCGAAAGAGCAAUGGCUCUCCACAAGGAUGUGAUCGUUCUUUAUCCUCAUUCGUCCUUUGUAAAGAAAAUGGACCUUGCAACAGUGUACGCAAAGACAGGUGACGUGAGAAGAGCCGAGGAGAUCUAUAAGGAUCUGCUCCGAGGUGAUUUGGAACCUGAAGACAGACAGGUCCUUUAUAACAGCUAUGCAAAGUUUCUCAACUUCGACCGAAAUGACCGCGACAGGUCAGUAGAUUACCACAUGAUGGCAGCAGAGAUACACCACGAGUCAUUUUUCCGACAGAACAGCAUCAGCGCUCUUGAGAAGAUCAGGGACAGGGGAAGGAACCGAAGGGGUCGUGAAAUCGCAGAGUUUUUGGAAAACUUGGAACAAGAGGGGUUUGUCUCAACACCAACCCUCACCCUCACCCCCACCACACGCACACGCACACACACACACAGUUGUUAGAGCAUUACUGUUCUGUUCCUGAAUUACAACAGAUACCUUAUAUAUACAUAUACAUAAAUACAUAUAUACAUUCUCACAAUUAAAUUGAUUGAACAUACCACCUAUCCCUAAUCUAGGACAUCACAGAGGUGGUUACAUUAAGACACGAAACUAAGCCUAUACUUAUAAUAAACACAAUUUCAUCCAGUCUAUAUAACUAUUGAAUAUUUGUCCUCUAACCUUUAGCGUUUUUCUAUAGCUGUGCCUCUUAAAUUCCAGUAGCAAAACCUCUAUAUAUUACAUAAAUCUACUUUUGCUUCUGCUCAUUUUUCUUUUGAUUUUUUUUUUUACAUUCUUUUGACUCGUUUCCCAGUGCUUUUCUCUACAGCAGGAGGGUGAAUGAAGACAAGAGGAUGUCUCAGAUCGCAAUCCUGAGUAGACCCGUGAUCAUAUAAAGUUUGUCGUUGGUGUUUGUGGUGAAUGCAUUUUCUUGGCAACGGGCUGUCAUGUGUGACUUUUUAAAGUAAUAGUUGGUAAAGAGUUCGAGUUUUUAGAUUUUACGGUCGCAUAUCUAACAAGAACAACAACUUGAACAUGAAAUUAGAAUGAGAAUUUUGUUUUUCCUCAGCUGUUUACGGAAGGGUUUGAUGCAAAGAUAAUGUAUUUCUCAUCAAUCUUGAAUCAAUGUAUGCUGGAAAAAUAAACAAAAUUCAAACAUAAAA